This is a messenger RNA of Erigeron canadensis, 935 nucleotides long. RefSeq lists its product as uncharacterized. Gene Ontology annotation, biological process: regulation of DNA-templated transcription. The transcript has 3 exons. Lineage: Eukaryota; Viridiplantae; Streptophyta; Magnoliopsida; Asterales; Asteraceae. The record is from RefSeq and is a predicted model, not a curated record. The coding region runs from base 112 to 762 and encodes 216 amino acids. Gene Ontology annotation, molecular function: double-stranded DNA binding.
GCUCAAAACGACCCCAAAGUCAUAAAACAAACACACAUAUAAGUUCUUUUGCAGUUUAUUUAUUAAUCCAAAAUCCUGAACUGAAAAUCCAAACUCAAGUAAUUUACAGGAAUGCUGGGAAGCUCCUUGCCUUCAACCUUAUUGACUUUUGAAUCUGGUACACUUUCUCGUUUUACGCCCGAUCUUGAAUCAUACUCGGCAAAUCCUGUAUCAUGCAAUGCAAUAUUGUCAUAUACUUGUCUAUCCAUCGAGAAAAUCCGACUCUUUCCCACUAAAAGUUCUGCUUCUACAAGAUGGAGAACACAUUCUAGUAGAGGAAGCCCAGGAACAGUUUUGAGUGAGGAAGAUAUAAAGAAAUGGGAAGCUUGUAGACAAGCUCUUUCGGGAUUUGAAUUUACUGUAGAAGAGGAAGACAAAAUAUUAGGAAAAGCAUUCGGGUUACUUCGCUCCCCUUACUGGGGUGAAGAACGUGAAUUAGUUGUACCUAAAUAUGAAGAAAUCGAUGCCAUAUUGGAUUAUUUGAGGGGUUUAGGCCUUUCGGAUGAUGAUGUUUCCAAGGUACUUAAGAAAUUUCCAGAGGUUGUUGGUUGCAGCCUUGAGAAUGAGUUGAAAACGAACAUUCAAAUACUUGAAAAGCAGUGGAGUAUAAAAGGAAAGUCAUUAAGGAAUCUUUUACUGCGUAAUCCGAAAGUGUUGGGUUAUAUUGUUGAUUGUAAGGGAGAUUGUAUGGCACUCUGUACACGCUGUUGGGUUCGGUUUUAACUGAUACUUGUGGACUACUACGCAGAACCACCCCUUUAUGUUGUAUAUUAGCUGUGAAUUUCUUACAAUAUUAUUUGUUUAUUACUAGAAUUCAUAAGUACAAAUACAAACCUGUAUGAAUAUUUCGUACAUUGUCUUAACUAGCUUAUAAAGCAUUUGAUCCUUUUAUUUAA